AUGGCGCCCACUGCUUCCUCCGUUCUCGGCAAGCGCAAGCAAUCAGACCGCACUGUCGACAUUGAGGUACGCAUCAUCUUUGAGAACCACUGGGCCACCGAUGUCGUUGCCGUUCCCGCCGCUGCCACCUUCGAAAAGUUCUUCGACAAUAUCAAGGCCGCACUGCCCACUGCCCGACGACAUUCGAUUCUCGGCGAAGAGCUGACUGCUCCCCGCGCCUUCUUGCAAGAGACUACUGCCAAAGUCCCCGGCCUUCGCAAGACCAAGUACAUGACUGUCCGCUGGUUCGAUACCGUCGGCUACAACGGCUGGUACCAGCGCAACGUGGUUGAAGGCGACCAGAGCGUUCUCAAAGGCGAAAUUCACCUCCGCACCAACACCGGUGCCAUGCUCGAGCUGCAAGCUGAAGAAGAUGAGGUGCUGAAGGGCACCGGCAACUGGACCAAGGCCUCGUACAUUCGUCUGGGCAAUAAGGGAGUCGUUGCGCCCAACAGGCACGUCUGGAAGGAAGCUGAGGCUGAAAAGAAUUAUUUUGUUGGAGAGAUGGAGCUGCCAACGGUGUCCUCGACCGAGGAGUGGUUCCCAGAGCGGUGUGUUCCGAUCGAGCUGACUAGGAAGAAGGCAGACUUGCCGGAGAGGGCGGUACAGGAGAUCAACGGAGCCGAGAAGGCUGAGGGUGCAGCGCAGGAUCAGGGUAGCCGAGAUGACCAGGGAGACUUCAUCAUUGAGGUCGACCUAGACCAAGACUAUGGGCUACUCACUAAAGAAGAUGAGGACUUGAUUGACUCCCUAUUCGGCUGA
Cyphellophora europaea CBS 101466 is the source of this 801-nucleotide messenger RNA. RefSeq lists its product as uncharacterized. Lineage: Eukaryota; Fungi; Ascomycota; Eurotiomycetes; Chaetothyriales; Cyphellophoraceae. The coding region runs from base 1 to 801 and encodes 266 amino acids. The transcript has a single exon. The record is from RefSeq and is a predicted model, not a curated record.